AUAGAUCCAUCAAAUAAAUUAUGUCGGAAGCCGAACAUCCUCAGAGACACAUGCUCAACAAGUUCAUCAAUGCUUUGCGCGAUCAGGGAUUUCUUGACGAAAACUUCAGUAGCCUUGGAAAUUUAUACGAUAAUCGAAAUAUGUUGUCUCUAUUUUGCGAUGAUGCCGAACCAAAGCUCGACAGAGUCGAAAAAUCUCUGAAAAACGAGAAUGUGGAUUUUCAAGGUUUGGUAACCAUCAUAGAACAAAUCAAGGGAAACGCCGCUCGCCUUGGUGGAAAGCGAGUGGCAGAAGCUUGUGCAGAGCUGCAACGCUUUUGCGGGACCAGCGACGUCGAGCGUUGCAAUGAAGCCUACAAGAAGGUUAACUGGGAAUACUACAUUUUACGAGACUGUUUCCACCACAUUCUGCAGGCGGAGAGGACAAUCCGAUCUCAUGAUUGAAGAAACCGAGACUGGGAAUUAGGGAGAGGCACAGUCCAGCGUGAUAGAGUAAUAAUAAUACAUGGCUUACUCUGGAAGGCUUGGUUUUCAGUUU
Messenger RNA from Cucurbita maxima (winter squash), 537 nucleotides. RefSeq names its product histidine-containing phosphotransfer protein 1-like. The transcript has 6 exons. Gene Ontology annotation, cellular component: cytoplasm; nucleus. Lineage: Eukaryota; Viridiplantae; Streptophyta; Magnoliopsida; Cucurbitales; Cucurbitaceae. Gene Ontology annotation, biological process: phosphorylation; cytokinin-activated signaling pathway; phosphorelay signal transduction system. The record is from RefSeq and is a predicted model, not a curated record. Gene Ontology annotation, molecular function: histidine phosphotransfer kinase activity; protein histidine kinase binding. Bases 21 to 443 code for a protein of 140 amino acids.